Puccinia triticina is the source of this 3786-nucleotide messenger RNA. RefSeq lists its product as uncharacterized. The transcript has 19 exons. NCBI's taxonomy places the organism in Eukaryota, Fungi, Basidiomycota, Pucciniomycetes, Pucciniales, Pucciniaceae. Bases 1 to 3786 code for a protein of 1261 amino acids. The record is from RefSeq and is a predicted model, not a curated record. Gene Ontology annotation, biological process: early endosome to Golgi transport; intra-Golgi vesicle-mediated transport. Gene Ontology annotation, cellular component: TRAPPII protein complex.
AUGGAAGCCGUCCAAGCUAGCAGUCCGCCACCAUCGAUCAUCGUCUCCUAUCAUACUUCACCGUCGCCUGACGUCUGGGGACGCAUACAGGCCGACCUCCAUCGCCAGCUGCCACUCAAGACCCUCCACUGGAAACCGAAAAAUCGGCCACUCAGACUUAUCCCUUCUCUCCCAAUCGCCUUCCAAGCUUUCGAUCCCGCUAAACCGCCUUCGCCCUCUUCGACUCCCUUCGUUUACCUGCUUUUCGUGGCUUGUGAUGACCAUGAGGCGUACAAAACUAUCAUCAAACAAGAAAUUCGAACCUGGCUAGAUUCCGUCCAAGCCAGUCAUUCAGAAUGGCUGAUCGUGCAUGUAUCUACCGCACCCAAACUCAACCCAUCCACCGCUGGGAUCUUCCGUACCAAAACUGGGGUGUUGGACAAACUGAAGGCAGAUUUCAAUCCGCAAAAGAUGGAAAGGUGUAUUCAACUGUCCUACAUGAGCACGAUGGAUUCGAUCGUCCAGGCUAGUAUGCAAGACUCGUCUACCCAAUGGACCGAACUCAUCACCAGACUCAAGCAAUCCGUACUCUUGGUCUUCGAAUUCAGAAUUAAUGAAAUGGAGGAAUCCUUGCGGAUGAUGGUUUCUAAGAGAAGUCGGCACGGCUGGGAUUUUCAAGCAUUUUUCAUUCAAAAGGCGCAGUUAGCAAAUCAGUUCGAAAUGAUGAAUUUGUUCGAGGAUAGUUUGAUCCAGUAUGAUGAACUAGAUGCCGCGUUCUCACAAUCCCUCUCAGAUUGCCCCCAAAUGUGGCAUGACAAAAUUUACGGCAAAAGCUCAAGCCGCUAUUCCAGACUGGCACUCAACACUGAUCCCUCGCAGGAGUAUCUCAAGGUGGUCGGUGCAGGUCAAAUGUCAAUUUUCGAUUUAAGGAUCUUCAUAUUUUCUAAACAGAUCAGCCUGUUGGGUCAAUUGGGCCGAUUAGACGAGGCAGUCAAGAGGGCAUCGGUCUUCAUCUCGACUUUCGCAGCAUUCCUCCGAUCUCAUGAACAUACAUGGCCGGCCAACUACAUAGAGUCUUGGGUCUAUUGUGCAUGCAAUGAAUUGGUUGAAUGGUGCGAAAAACGGAUCACUCCCGGCAACAAGGAUAUCGCAACUUUGGACAGCUUGAGGUGCUGUGCGCAAUUGCUUGAACUGGCCCACUCUCAGCUUGACCGCAUCGGAAUUCAGGCUGGACAUCUUCCUCCAAUACACCCUUUUAAUAUGUCAUUGAGUCACGCGCCAGAAGUAUCCUCUGAACAAUCGAGACCAAACUCAUCUCCGUCCGUAACAUCGCCAGCCAAUCUGAUCGAUUCCCUAAAAGACCCAAAGACGUUCGAAAAAGUCUACCUUGAUCUGGCUCGACGGACGAUCAACCUUUACCAAUCCACCGGUCGACGGCGUUCGGCUCUGAAGCUUCACUGCAAAACCGCCGCCUUCGAGCAGACCCAAGCGCGUCAAGAAUCCGCCCAUCGGUUAUACUCCCAUCUGCCGGCCCAUUAUGUUGAUGAUAAAUGGACGACGAUCGAGUCGAGCCUGUUGGAUCGAUGCGCAAGCCUCCAGAAAGAGCUGGGAUUAUCAAGGGAAUGGCUGCUCAGUACAUUGGCCCUGGUUCGCUCAGGGGUCACCUAUGAGCCAGGCAAAUGGUCCCAAGAUGUCAUGCUCAGAUCUUCAACUCCCUCCCAACCCGACCAGGCAGGUCCUUACGACCAAUCUACUCUGGCCAGUAAGCUCAUGCAAGAUAUCAAGGAACAAUCCCUGAAGCUAGAGAAAGACUUUGCUGCCAUCGGCUUUCCUAUCUUCUCGAUCAUGCUAAACUCAACCAUCGGCCGUCUGUCUAAAACCGCGGAAAGAUCGGUGGUUGAGGCAAAAAUCACCAAUCUGUUACCCUGUCCGAUCCAAGUCGAAGCGGUUCGCAUGAAAUUCACAGGCAAGAAAUCCGAGACGUUAUGGUUCACGGCGGGCGCUUCUCGUUUAGUACCUGGCCAGACGGUGAUCGACUUGUUUUGUGCAACGCCUGUCGCCGAAACUUUGGUGCUCGAUGUCUCCCAAAUCCGGAUCAGCAGGAUCUUGUUUCAGUAUUAUCAUCGCCCACAAGGAUCUCAGAAUGAAAAAGGUCUUGACCAAGAGGUUUUAGAGAUAGUUUCAUUUCCUAAAGAUCUGUUGGGCUUAGAGAUCCAGCUGGAACUACCUCCUGAUAUUCGUGUGGGAGAAGCUAGGAAAUGCCUUCUGCGAUUAUUUAGUGGGAGGAAUCAUUUGUCACAGGCCGCGAUCAGCAUUUCUUCAGACUCAGAAAUAAAGUUCGAAUUCAACAAUUCCACUCUCUGCGAUCAUCUCGAUAAUCAGGUUAAGUUGGUCAGCGACUGUGAAAAUAAGGUUAUUGUUGAAGGAAUUCAACCCAAGUCGACAGUUUGCCUGCUCGUACCUUUCCAUACGUCCGUAGACGAAUCACAUGUUGAGGUCAAUAUCAGUGUCGACUACCGACUUCGUGAAGAUCCGAGUAUCAAGCGAACCUUUCGAAAGGCAUCCAAGCUGAAAAUCACACAGCCCAUCGAGGUGAAAAUCCGCGAGAUCUUUCGACCCAAUUGGGUGUUUACCAAGUUCACACUCAGCACCCAUCGCGGCUGUCCUUUGAGGAUCGCGGGGGUUAGUCUGGAACUCGACGAAGAGACAGUAGCUUCCGAUUCACUGCUCUCGAUAUCACCCGCUUGUACAAAAAUGCCAUCGCUUGUCAUCCUUCCGUCUCAAACCUCAGAUCAUAUCUUUAAGGUCGCUGCCGCCACUACCACCACUCCCUCUUCUACUGCUCAUAGUAACUUUUCCGAGGUUAUUGCUUCCUCUCGGUUAAAAUUAAUCGUCAAGUAUCGGCCAAUCAUUACUGAAAUUACAGAAUGUCUAAGAACAAAAUUGAUGGUGGGCUUGGACGAAGACCAGAGACAGACCGUUAGCUUUCUAGUCGAACAAGUGAGGGACAUCAUGACGCACGAAGAGCGAUAUGACGAGCAAUUCUAUUCGACUUAUCUCUACGAUCACGUCUUGCAUACGCGGAUUCUGGAGGAGAGGGUCGACUGGAGUCUGGUCUGUGAGCGGGUCGAGAAAGAUCAAGCUAAGAAGCGCCAACUAGUAGAUCGAAUCUGUACGGUUCUUAAGGACUCUUCUCCCGUCAUUUGCCCACCUAAUCUGCCUUGGCAAAGCAUAACCCAUCCGUUUACAUUAUCAAGAUCAGUCAUCUUGGCUACGAUUGAUUUUCAACGAGCCUCAGGAGAAGAAGGCCAAGUAGGACAAGUAGGCAGACCGGUGCCAAUUGAUCUGCUCAUCUCGACCUCUUUCAACUGGGCCACUCCGUCUCCGGGUCGUCCGCCCGUUGGCUUGGUUUAUGAAAUCGCUGAAUCGUCGGAUCAGUGGUUGAUCGGAGGUCGUAAACGUGGAAUGUUCAUUGCUCGGGACGAUGAAAUCGAAAAAAUAAAUUUGGUCCUAGUCCCGCUCAGGCCAGGAUACCUGAACGUCCCUCGGGUGACGAUCAAGUUAACAGAAACCAACGCCGACCGAUCGAUAAGACCUACUAUGCCCGUAACCUCCGGAUCCACAAUAGCAGCAACCGCGGUUCCAAAUCUUUGCGCCGAGCAGGGGAUAGGCUCGAAGCAGGAUAUCUUAAUCCAAUCCUCUUAUUCUAACGCCCUCCAUCACUUCUUGGUCGUCCCUUCUGCAGCUACUUCUAAGUUUAUCGUCCCGUCUAUCCGCCCGAAUCCUGCUCUCAAGGAUCAAACAUGA